AUGGGUAACACCAAGAGCGGCGCUGUGUCCAAGGAGAUCCUGGAGGACCUGAAGCUCAACACCAAGUUCUCAGAGACUGAGAUUGUCCAGUGGUAUGAAAACUUCAAGAAGCAGUGUCCAACGGGCCGCAUCACAAAAGAGGAGUUUCAGACCAUCUACAGCAAGUUCUUCCCAGAGAGCGAUGCCAAUACAUACGCCCAACAUGUCUUCCGCUCUUUCGACACAAACGACGAUGGUACACUGGAUUUCAAGGAGUACAUCAUUGCCCUCCACAUGACAUCAACAGGGAAGACCACCAGGAAGCUGGAAUGGGCCUUCUCGCUGUUCGAUGUGGACAAGAAUGGAUACAUCACCAAGGCAGAGGUCAAGGAAAUCUGCACGUCAAUUUUCAAGCUGAUUCCUAAAGAUGAACUGGCUGAUCUGCCUGAUGACGAAAACACAGCCGAGAAGAGGGCAGAUAAACUCUGGAAGUACUUCGAAAAAGGCGAAGAUGAACGAGUUGCAGAAGGCGAGUUCAUCCAGGGAGUGUUGGACAAUGACGAAGCUCUCCGUUUGAUUCAGUAUCAGCCUCAGAAGUAA
Messenger RNA from Stegastes partitus (bicolor damselfish), 579 nucleotides. RefSeq names its product recoverin-like. The transcript has 3 exons. Bases 1 to 579 code for a protein of 192 amino acids. The record is from RefSeq and is a predicted model, not a curated record. Lineage: Eukaryota; Metazoa; Chordata; Actinopteri; Pomacentridae. Gene Ontology annotation, molecular function: calcium ion binding.